This is a messenger RNA of Ustilaginoidea virens, 657 nucleotides long. RefSeq lists its product as uncharacterized. Gene Ontology annotation, biological process: tRNA-type intron splice site recognition and cleavage. The record is from RefSeq and is a predicted model, not a curated record. The coding region runs from base 1 to 657 and encodes 218 amino acids. Gene Ontology annotation, molecular function: tRNA-intron lyase activity. Lineage: Eukaryota; Fungi; Ascomycota; Sordariomycetes; Hypocreales; Clavicipitaceae. The transcript is spliced from 2 exons.
AUGUCUACGGCACGUUGUAGCUCAGAGGAGGAUCCUGAUCUGAUCAGAAUUGCAAGAAUAGCUGGACGAUAUCUUAUUUUCGAUCCCGACGCAGCUGGUAGCCUUAGGCGACAUGAAAAUACCAACGGAACCUUGAUUGGCUCGACACCUCAGCAGCCAACGCAAAACAUAUUUCUGGGAUUGCCAGUGGAAGUGCGUCCUGAGGAAGCAAUAGCCUUAGUUCAGGAGAAUAGAGCUUAUAUUGUAGAAGAUUUAGUCGCUCACGAAACCGCGCUAGCCUCAAAGGUAGAACAUGUAAGGAAACAUUACAUGGAGUGUUUGCAAAGAAGCAAACAAGCCGCAUGUUUAGCUUUAUCCGAGAGGUCUUCGGCGAAAGCGGUCAAAGUUGCUGCGCGUCACAAGCAAAGCAAGCAACAUAACUUGAACACAAGCCGGAACAGCAGAAUUAACGAUGACAACCACGCUUUGACCGUACUUCAACGUGACCACGCAGCUAACAAUGCGGGACUGCUGGCUGUAACUCCAGUGUCCAGCAUACCCCUACUCGAUCUUAAGGCUGGAAUUACAACAACAUUGGAUAGUUCUCUUAAAGAGCUUUGGCUGAUAUGCACUCAUUGGAGCCAAGACCACUCAUAUGAGGAGGUCAUGUCAAGUUAA